This is a messenger RNA of Lucilia cuprina (Australian sheep blowfly), 1883 nucleotides long. Its product is annotated as ribonuclease H2 subunit B. Bases 500 to 1594 code for a protein of 364 amino acids. The record is from RefSeq and is a predicted model, not a curated record. Gene Ontology annotation, biological process: RNA catabolic process; ribonucleotide metabolic process. Lineage: Eukaryota; Metazoa; Arthropoda; Insecta; Diptera; Calliphoridae. Gene Ontology annotation, cellular component: ribonuclease H2 complex; nucleoplasm. The transcript has a single exon.
AAAUAACGAAACCGGCGGCGCCAAAAACUUUUCAGCAAAAGACGGCCUGAAAAUUUUGAUAUAUUUUGCAAAAUUUACAGAAUAUUUUUGUAAAAUGUAUAUAAAUUUUAAACAUAAAGUUAAAUGGUUUUCAUUUAAGUAAAUUUUCUUUUAUUUAAAAAUAAGUCGUUCAUAAAAAUUUGAUCGGCGUAAUGUUUUCUUUAACGCAAUUUAUAUGAUUCGCCUUAGUUAACUUCAACGUCAUACAAGCUUUGUUUGAAGCGUCGGCAGCGUCAAACAUUCUGCAUCUUUUUACAUUGCUGGUUUGACAAACCACAAUUGACUUGUUCAUCAAACAUAUGAAUUUUAAAUAAGAAGUUGUGUUGACAACGACCACUCUGCCGACUGCGAAAAGCGAUUCAGCUGCUAAAUUUUUUUUCGCGCCGCCAAAUCUGUUGUGCAGUAGUUUUAUUUCGUACAAAUUAUUUUUAUUUAUUUAUAUUUUAUACAUCAAAUAACAAUGAGUAAAUCAAAAUCAACGCGUUCCACAAAAAUCAAGGAAGAUCCAGAUGCCAGCACCAAAUCAACAAAAAACUCCACCGUUCCCUCGGCUUUACGUAAAAUCUUUUACAUUUCCCAACACAUGCUACAAGAUGAAACAGAAAAAUUAUGUUUGGAACGUUUUUAUCAUCCGGGCAAGGGAAAGGCGGCCCUAUUCAUUACCAAGGAUGACAAGCAUAUAAUGGAAAUAUUAGAAUUUGCUGAACCAAGAAGGAGCUGGCUGAUAGACAGCGAAGUAUGUUCAAAUGGUCAUAUAUAUUUUACCACACCAAUCGAUGUAACAUUCCUAGCAUUACAUCAUUUACGUAAACAUUGUGUGAAAAGAGCCCUAGCACUUGAUAGUAUACAUGAUGAUGAAGAUCCUAGUGCAGCGAAAAUCCUUAACAAUUUUGUUGAUCCCAAGAAUUUGGCUUGCAUAGCUGAUGUAAAAACGGCUGGGGGAGAUAUGACAUUCUAUAAAUAUAAUCACGAUAAGACCAUGGCUUGGUUAUCCCUUAAAACCAAGCGCUUGGCUAAAUUAUUACAGAGCAGUGGCAUUUAUUGCGGCAAUAGUGCGGUAUCACAAAAUUUUGCCCGAAGUGAAAAGGCUUUAGAUGAAACGGCUAAAGAUAGUGAUUACUUGCGUAUGGCUUGUGAUUAUGUGGGUGGUUAUAUAGCGAUUGAAUUACAUGAAGAGUUAACAAAACUGUUGGAUAUACCCUCUGAAAUUCAAGCUAUAACAGAGGAUAAAAAGGCUUCUACAAAUAAACGGAAAUCUGGUGAUAAACUUACUAGUGCUGGCAACAAGAAACAAAAACUAGAAAAUGGUGCUGCUUCUAAACUAAAGAAUUCUAAUUUAUUAGAUGAAUCUCUCGAUAAUGAAGAAGAGGACAUCAAGGAUGAGGAAGAAGAAAAUAAAGUAAAUACAUCAAUUAAGGAGGAACAUAAAUCACCUAAAGCUGCCACGGCUACACCUCUCAAGGAGCGUUCAUUAAGUGCCAAAGAGAAAUCAUUGGCUAAAAGUGCUAAAGGCACUAAAAGUAUAGCCUCAUUUUUUAUGAAAAAGGCUGCUUAAAUACACCUACAUAUAUACAUAUAUUUUUAUACACUGUUAACACAAUUUGUAUGUUUUUCUAAUUUAAGUGCAAGUCUGAAAAAUUAAGUAUUUUUUAAUUAAAUGUAUUUGCUUUUCUAAACAAAAGUAAAAGAAAAAAUAUUUUUUUAACUUUAAAAAAACUUUCUUCUUAAAAAUGUUCGAUAAUUAAAUUCAGAUUUUUAAACAUAUCUGAAAAUGUGUAUAUUUCGAAUUGUUUAAAUCAAUGUUAAGACUAUAGUUUAAACUUAAGUCUAAUCUGAACCCUAGU